Molecule: messenger RNA, 634 nt
Organism: Moneuplotes crassus
Lineage: Eukaryota; Ciliophora; Spirotrichea; Euplotida; Euplotidae
Source: the annotation of a GenBank genome assembly
GGACUCAGUUACGCUCCAUAUAUCUUCACCCGUUUCCCUGCCUUCCCAAUCCUUCUCGCUCCUCCAUCCUUCCUGCAAAUCCUUGCCUACAACCCAAGCUUGGCUAAUAUUUAAAACUGGUAGAGGCCAUGAGGAAUUCGGUUUUAGCAGAGGAAUAUUGGUGAAGAAUAGGUGCAGAAGGGGCCAAGUGAGGGCUGGAUGUAGGCAUUUUAAUGGGCUUUAGAGGGUUGGAUGAACCAAAGGUUUCCGAGGUUGUAGAGAACCUAUGGUGUAUAGGUUAUGGAUGGGAUUUAUCUUUGAGAGAUAUGCAGAUGGCCCAGAAAUGGCACAGGAUCUUGAAGUUGUGAAAUGAUUAGUAGAGCAGGACCUAUAAUAUUACGAGAAGAAGGAUGUCAAUGAUCUAGUUUCAAAUGUCAAAGAGUUAUAAGGAAGAAAUAAAGAUGCUAAAUAUGAUAAAGAAUUGGAUGAAUAUACUUAGAGUGAAAGCAAGAACAAGAGAGUUGAUACAAUAUUAGAAAAUUCUAUAGCAAGGAAAUCAUUAAAUAGAGUGUAGAUGCCAAACUUGCAAAAUCUCAGGACCUCCUUUAAGUCAAGAUGAACCCUCAAAAUUCAAGAAGGACUCCAGAAAUCUGUG